CAUGCGCAAGUCCGGGGCCGGGGCCGCCGCCGCGGCAGCCCCUCAGCACCGCGAGGGGACCCAGGGGUGUCUUGGCCCCUCCGCGCCGCCGUCUUUUCCGGCAGUUGGGACGCUUCCUGUUGUCCCCGUUGACAACGGCUCCUCAGACCCCGACCUCGGAGCCCCCCUCGCACGUCCCCUCGGUCCUCCGGCGGGCCGGCGGCUGCCGCUGGAUCUUCGUCCGCCCGCACGUCGAGAGGGCUGCGGGCCGCGCCACGCCCCGGGCUCGGAAGCCAUGGCCAUGACAGGUUCAACACCAUGUUCAUCCAUGAGUAACCACACAAAAGAAAGAGUGACGAUGACCAAAGUAACAUUGGAGAAUUUUUAUAGCAAUCUUAUUGCCCAACAUGAAGAACGAGAAAUGAGACAAAAGAAGUUAGAGAAAGUGAUGGAAGAAGAAGGCCUAAAAGAUGAAGAGAAGCGACUCAGGAGAUCAGCACAUGCUCGGAAGGAAACAGAGUUUCUUCGUUUGAAGAGAACAAGACUUGGAUUGGAAGAUUUUGAAUCCUUAAAAGUCAUAGGCAGAGGAGCAUUUGGUGAGGUGCGGCUUGUUCAGAAGAAAGAUACAGGGCAUGUGUAUGCAAUGAAAAUCCUUCGUAAAGCAGAUAUGCUUGAAAAAGAACAGGUUGGCCACAUUCGUGCGGAGCGUGACAUUCUAGUGGAGGCAGACAGUUUGUGGGUUGUGAAAAUGUUCUAUAGUUUUCAGGAUAAGCUAAACCUCUACCUAAUCAUGGAGUUCCUGCCUGGAGGAGACAUGAUGACCUUGUUGAUGAAAAAAGAUACCCUGACUGAAGAGGAGACUCAGUUUUAUAUAGCAGAAACAGUACUAGCCAUAGACUCUAUUCACCAACUUGGAUUCAUCCACAGAGACAUCAAACCAGACAACCUUCUCUUGGACAGCAAGGGCCAUGUGAAACUUUCUGACUUUGGCCUUUGCACGGGUCUGAAAAAAGCACAUAGGACAGAAUUUUAUAGGAAUCUGAACCACAGCCUCCCCAGUGAUUUCACUUUUCAGAACAUGAACUCUAAAAGAAAAGCAGAAACCUGGAAAAGAAACAGACGUCAGCUGGCCUUCUCCACAGUAGGCACUCCUGACUACAUUGCUCCCGAGGUGUUCAUGCAGACCGGGUACAACAAGCUCUGUGAUUGGUGGUCCCUUGGCGUGAUCAUGUAUGAGAUGCUCAUCGGCUACCCACCUUUCUGUUCUGAGACCCCGCAAGAGACAUACAAGAAGGUGAUGAACUGGAAAGAAACUUUGACUUUUCCUCCAGAAGUUCCCAUCUCUGAGAAAGCCAAGGAUCUAAUUUUGAGAUUCUGCUGUGAAUGGGAACAUAGAAUCGGAGCCCCUGGAGUUGAGGAAAUCAAAAGUAAUGCUUUUUUUGAAGGUGUUGACUGGGAACAUAUCAGAGAGAGACCUGCUGCAAUAUCUAUUGAAAUCAAAAGCAUUGAUGAUACCUCAAACUUCGAUGAGUUUCCAGAGUCUGAUAUUCUUAAGCCAACAGUGGCCACCAGUAAUCACCCCGAGACUGACUACAAGAACAAAGACUGGGUCUUCAUCAAUUACACAUACAAGCGCUUCGAGGGUCUGACCGCUCGGGGGGCGAUUCCAUCCUACAUGAAAGCGGCAAAGUAGAGCGCGGUGGUGGGAUCCGAGACGGAGCAGAGUUCCUCGGCCAGCAUCACUGGCGGCUUGCCUCUCGCACCCUUUCAAAGAGCUUCUAAGCAGUUGACAGCACCUGUCAAUGUGUCAUAGCAAAGUUUCCUGAAAUGUGAUAAAGUGGAUUUUCUCCCAUAAUGCACCAGAAAACCGAUAGAACAAAGAACUAUCUCCUCUCCACAUCAUGGGCCAUAAACACCUUCUUUAGAAGCAUCAUGAGCCAAUUUGAUAGGUAUUUUCAAAAGAAUUUGAAUUCCCACAGUUCACCAGAAGGAAGGAGAGAAACAGCCAUCAUCCAGCAUUACCAAGAUUUUGUAAUGUGUACUCUGCCAAGUCCUCUGCCGUGGUGACACCACGCCCCCUGCCAAGCCCAUCGAGUAUUUCUUUCCUCUGUAUAGCUAAAAGUCCCAUAGUACUACAGGAAUACAGCAACAACCACAGUAUGUCAGCAGCCAACGUGAUCUCCGUCCUGAGGGGUGGUGAGGAGAGCGUCUUCCUGCACUCGGCCCUGGGAGCGGCUUUCCACAGCUUUCACUUACGGUGCACUUUAUUCAUGGUACUAGGACUCAUGAUUUAGCUCCUCUCUUCCACCCAUCCAAAAGCUUCUGCUGCUCUCCUGAGUGUUGAUGGUCUCCUCUUGCUCUCUGGAGGCCACUGGCACUGCUGCGUUAUGGAUCAUGCGCAAGCCCUCACUUCCUCUGUGUGGUGCAUCAGAUCCCAGGGUGGAUGCCACUGACCAGCAAUGCCUGAAAGCACUGCCGGCAGGAACUGUGUAUUCCUGGGGACACAGCCAGCAGCCCACAUGGAGGCUGGAGGCCUGGAGCCUCCUGGGAGGAGGUGGUGGACCCACCGCUUCCGGCAGAAAGGACACAGCCAGCUCCCUCCUCAUCCCUGGUGCAGCCGUGUUAAUGUCUUCUCUCGGUAUUUCUCCUCUUCCAACUGUCGCCAUUUUGCCUUGGAAUCAUGAGGACAAAUUUUCCCUUUGCUGAUGCCUUCCUGAGGGAUACUUGUCCCACCCAAGACUUGCCUGCAGCUAAGGCUGACCUGGCUUCUGUUGUGGCGUUCUCUUAUGAGACUGAAUUGUAGCACAAAGUGCCUUCUCUGUCACAGCCACAGCCACCAUUAGAGGACUUUUGCUGUGUCAUAAAAAUGUCAAGGGUUCCAUAUGAAUGCAUUAUUUCUUUUUGGUUUUGACAAUUCUUCAAGCAUCAUUUGCACCUGUGUGGUGACCGCCUGUUGCAGAUCAUGGCCACGCCACACCUGAGACUUGAGGUGGUGAAGGCCGCGCGUCCCAGCUCAGCCAUUCAGAAAGGAAAACGGAAUGUCAGUUACGGCGACACUGUCCUACUCUGGAUGGGAAUGUGAUGUGUCAGCCCCCUACUUUUUUAUUUGUAGCCUGUUAGUGUGAAGGAAGUAAAUGAGGUUCGUCUGUGUAACUCCUUAGUCUCUUCUAUUAUUGAAUAGUUGGGGUCUGUGUGAUGUGAGAAUGGGGAGUGCGGGGAGAAGUAACUGAAGGGAGUAGCGCUAGUCUAGUGGGGUGGCAGGGAAUGGUUUUAGGGUAAAUGACCACAUUUUAGCUGUUAAAACUUCUGAAUAAACUGUGAAAACAGCAGUGGAAAUCUGUGAUGUUUAAAACAAA
Messenger RNA from Dipodomys spectabilis (banner-tailed kangaroo rat), 3335 nucleotides. It is a transcript of the gene Stk38, whose product is annotated as serine/threonine kinase 38. The record is from RefSeq and is a predicted model, not a curated record. Gene Ontology annotation, biological process: intracellular signal transduction; peptidyl-serine phosphorylation. Bases 2 to 1672 code for a protein of 556 amino acids. Lineage: Eukaryota; Metazoa; Chordata; Mammalia; Rodentia; Heteromyidae. The transcript is spliced from 14 exons. Gene Ontology annotation, molecular function: ATP binding; protein serine/threonine kinase activity.